Molecule: messenger RNA, 7228 nt
Organism: Photinus pyralis (common eastern firefly)
Lineage: Eukaryota; Metazoa; Arthropoda; Insecta; Coleoptera; Lampyridae
Product: ubiquitin carboxyl-terminal hydrolase 32-like
Exons: 11
Coding region: 1977-6785 (1602 amino acids)
Biological process (GO): protein deubiquitination
Cellular component (GO): Golgi apparatus
Molecular function (GO): calcium ion binding; cysteine-type deubiquitinase activity
Source: RefSeq, a predicted model, not a curated record
UUUACCCGACCUCUUAUGUAAUAUCCUUCGUCCUCUUCCCCUUUUUGCUCUCCCCUUUUCAUUCGUGCCUCCCCUGCCCGCUUAUAUUCUCGCCUGCUUGCCUUCUUCCGUCAUUCCAUACGCCUUUUAUGCCUUCUCUACUGGCUACUUCUGACCUCUCGUACGUUUUCAUGCUCUUUCCUACCAUGUACUGUUCUGUUCUACAUUUUCCAAUCUUCUCUGACCCUCACUCCACAGGUCUAUAUGCUGCCCCUCACUUUCCUAUAUUAUCCUACCUUUUGCCCAGUUUCUGUCUUAUACCGUUUUCUCAUACAUUUUCGCUUUUGUCUUACGCUACCCUCGCAUAUCCACUCCCACUCCUUUCUAUUUUCUCCUGCUCCGUCUUUAAUUUUUGUUCCUAUCCAUCAUUAUGCCCUUUCUUGCCCCCUCUCGUCCUCUGUUGCCUUUUUUUAUGUUUCGUAUUUUUUUCUGUUCUCUUAUGUAUUCUUCCUUGUCCUUUUCUUUAUUCGUUUGCUCUCUUCUGCGCUUUCACAUGAUCCUAUUCUGUCGUAUCCUAUCCCCUCAUGUCAUUUUAUCCUCAGAGUAAGAAAUAAAGAUAGAGAUGCCUUGAUGCUUAUCUAUGCGUGCCAUCAUCUUUAUUUCUUACUCUGAGAUUUUAUCUCUCGAAUAACGACGUUUCGCCAUUCAAAUUUCGGCAGCAGUCGAAGUUGGACUGGAUGGCACGAAUAGAACUCCUACGCGGUGUAUACCGACGGUCUUUUUGUGUAAGGUGUGUUGCCGAAGCGUAGGGGUAUGUCACCGCACUUCCUUUGCCCUCGCAUUCCUUUGAUGUUCUCUCAUGCGCACUCCUACCAUCUCAAAUCCGUUUUUUCCUCUUAUCUUCUCCCCCCGUAACCCCAGGAAGAAUGGGCGCAAGAUAAAAACAGCGUAUCGUGUGUUUGAUUUGUUGUACUCACCACUUCUUGCUAAUCUCCGGUUCCAAAGCCAUCUCCCUACGUUAUGUGAGUUAUUAUAACUCUUUCAUGUUUUCUUCUGUCUCCUUCUAUCAUUAUUCGUGCUUUUUCCUCUGUACGCUGCUUUGCUUCCUUUUCUUUUUCCCCAAGCCUCCUAUUUUCCUCCCCUUUUCGAUCUUAUUUUCGUGUCUCUUGUUCUUUUCUUUUGUUCUGCUAAUGUGCUCUCCUCUAUUUCCCAUUCGCUUCUUUUGUUAUUUCGUACAUUCAUUUGUUCCCUUUCUAAUUCUAUCCCGCCUUGUUCUAUUCUCUUCAUUCUUCCCCACUUACUAACACUCUCCGGUUUUCAAUCUUGUUCUUAUCACCUUCUCUCCCGCUUCUCCCACUCCUCUCUCGUUUUUCCUUUUACUGCUCCUUUUUAUUCUUUUUUGCCUUUUCGAACAUUUUGCUAUCCUCUGCCCCUCGCUAAUCGUUCUCUCCUGCUCUUUCCAAUUCUCCAAUGUCUCCCGUCUUCUCCACUUCUUCUCUUGCAUUCGCCUUGUUACUGCCCGAUGUUUGCCUCUCAUGUGCUCUCUGGCUUGUUGCUGUUCUCGACUACCCUUUCAUACCUUCCCCUCUUUGACCGCCUUCUCUUGUCUUCCCUGGAUCCAUCCUACUCUCUUCUGCUUUCAUAUGUUCUCCCUCUCACGCCCUUUCAUACCUUCAUUUGCAUUUUCCUGUUCUUCCUUUGUCGGUUUUCUUUUAUUCCUUCUUCUUGUGUAGCUUUGUGGCAAGGUAGUGGAACUUUCAUGGCUAAUUGCGAACCGCCGAAUUGUCUGUCUUCCCUUCUGUUCUCUUCUACACAUUUCAGAGAACGUCAUCAAGCCUGAAUUUUCCAAUUUAGGCAACGUCGCAAUUGCAUAUAUUUUUGAAACCUGGCAACAUUGUUAGGGAUGUGUUAUGAAGUGACAGUUGAUUUGUAUGUGUUAUGUAAAGAACGUCUUUUUGCUGCGAAAAUGUGAAUUUUAUACUUUUUAAUAAGAAAAAAUGGGUGCUAAAGACUCAAAACGUUCCUGUCUAAUCUACGAGGAUGCAGUGAAACGCAUGUCCGAGGCCGAGUUUAAGCGCGUAUGCGAGGCGUUUAAACGGCUAACGAACGGCAAUCAAUUACUCAGCAGACAAUCGUUCACGCAGAACGUCCUCGGCGAUGGUGUUCCCCCCAUGAUAGCCGACUGGCUUUAUACGGCCUGCGGUGGCGGCGGGCGCGGAAUCGCCCUACGCGACUUGAUCUGCGGACUCGUCUUGUUAACGAAAGGCACUCAGGAGGAGAAGAUCAAGUUCCUGUGGACUUUGUAUUCGAACGACGCCGGCACUCACAUCACGAAGGCCGAAUUUCAGAGCUCCCUACAGACCGAGGGCGCCUUACCGUCGACGUUAAGCAAUCCGAACCUCUGGUGGGAUCGCACGAUCAUCUCGCUGUUCGGUGUCGGGCAGGAUCGUGUAACCUUCGAGCACUUUCGCGCCUGGAUUCAGUAUAACAAGGAGGCCACCGUCCUCUCUAAAUGGCUGUUGACGAAUUCGUCCGUGUCGCUGAGCUCCGAAUUGGAGACGCCAACGUUUUAUCAAACGUUAGCCGGCGUCACUCAUCUGGAAGAGGAGGACAUUUGCGAGCUAGAGAAGUGCUUUUGGUCGCUUUCUGCCGUGUCGCCGUGUCGUCAGUUGGACUUGGCUUGCAUUAGUUGCUUGGCCAGUCCCCCGGUACCCACAAGUGCUUGUCUGGGAUUGUUCCUGGCUUUGGACGUGAACGGCGACGGUCACGUCGACUUCAAGGAGCUGUGCUGCGGAAUUUCGGCGGCGUGUCGCGGCCCGACGGCCGAACGCAUCAAAUUCUGCUUCAAGAUAUUCGACUUGGACCAAGACGGCUACUUGAACAUGAAGGAGCUACAAAACAUGGUCGAUAUCCUCACGUUCGUCGCCAAGGAGCACUCGCCCAAGCCGCACCAGAUCAAUCUGAUCGAGAAGUCGCCGAAGGCGCCGCUGGCCACUCACGAUUGCGACGACAACUGCGAGGAUUUCUACUGGAAGGUGAUCGAUAAUUUGAAAAAGCGCUUAACGGCGGACGGAUCCUUGAGCCAGGAGGACUUCCUAAUUUGGGGGAUCGACGAUAAUAAUUUAAUUACGCCUUUACUUCAGCUGCUGUUCGAGGUCUGCCACGUUUCUUUGGGUUUGAAGCCGCUCUGUCGACAUCACGAGUACGAAAUUGUGAUGGGUUGGUUGACGAGAGAGGAGUUGCGCGGUUACCGUGUCGGGCAAUUUUGGUAUUUGAUUUCGACCGAGUGGUGGCAAAGCUGGAUCAGCUACACGACGGCGUCGCGAACGAGCUACGACCAAUGCGCCUGUCGAUUGGAGCAGCGAUUGCCGAUCGAAGAGGGGAUCGUGUGCGACGAAAGUUUCACGAGCAAUAGUACCGAUUACAUAUCGUCACAUUCCAAUGAGUUUACCUCGAACAGUACCGACUCGAUGGGCGACUUGUUGAGUAAAGGUGACACGUGCAGCAUAGCGUCCAGUUCCGGCGUGUCGAGCAGUUCGAGUAGCGGAUCGAAGCGGAAUCAGGGCGGGCCGGGGCCGAUCGAUAACACUUGCUUAGUGACCGAGUCAUUUUUGAAGGUGGCUACGUUAACGGGGGAAGGGGGGCGUCUCAAACGUGAUCGGCCGCUAGUCCAACAUCGCGAUUUUAUUCUGGUACCUGAUUCGCUUUGGAAAGCUUUAGCACUGUGGUACGGGGGCCCCCUACCUCUGCCUCGUCAAGUUAUCCGACCCACGGCCAGUAUUGAGGUCGAACUGGAACUUUAUCCACUAAAUUUAGGCAUUUUACGUCAUCAAACCCCGACGGGUAACUCAUCCGGGACCUGGACGAGCGUCGUAGGCGGUUACGGGGCGGCCGCUCUCAACACUGCCGGUAUUACCUCUCCGGUUGGCUCGCCGAGGCGGUACUUGGCGCACACCGCCGCCUUCAGUCGUCUCGCGAACGUGCGACAGGUGAUCGAGUUUCUCUCGCUGCGGCUAGGUUUACGAAUCGAAGAUGUCCGCCUCUGGCAUGUCAGAGAUAACACCAUACUCUUGGAGGACGAAGUCGCCACCCUCCAGGAUUUGGGCAUACAAGACGGCGAUCAGUUGCUAUUGGAAGUUCGCAACAAGGACCUCACUUGGCCGGAGGAGUUGGGCGCGCUCGUCUCGGGCGUCACGAAUAAUCAGGGACUGAUUAGCAUGGACAGGCGGCCCACCAUUUGCCUACCACCGGGUGCGACCGGACUACACAAUUUAGGUAAUACGUGCUUCAUGAAUGCGGCCCUUCAAGCAGUAUCCAAUACUCGACCGUUAACACAGUAUUUUCAACGUGAUAUGCAGCUUUGCGAGCUAAACUCGACGAAUCCUCUCGGUACACGAGGCCAAGUUGCGCGAAGGUACGCCGAGCUUUGCCGCGAACUGUGGACUGGCUCGACCAGAAGCGUUGCGCCGCUCAAGCUGCGCUGGUGCGUUACGAAACACGCGCCCCAUCUCGGCGGCGGUGGUCAGCACGACUCCCAAGAGCUACUCGCGUGGCUGCUCGACGCCCUGCACGAGGAUUUAAAUCGCGUCGCGCGCAAACAGUACACCGAACUGCGCGACUCCGACGGUCGGCCGGACAUGAUCGUCGCCGAGGAGGCGUGGCAACAGCAUCUCGCCCGAGACCACUCGAUCAUAACCGACCUCUUCUACGGCCAGCUGAAGAGUAAGGUGACCUGUCAAACUUGCGGUCACGAGUCGGUGCGUUUCGACGCGUUCAACUUGCUCAGCCUGCCGCUGCCGAUGGAGAGCUUCAUUCUGUGCGAGGUGAUCGUUAUCUACCUGAGCGGCGAAACGCCGAUCAAGUACGGCCUACGCCUCAACUCGGAGGCGAAAUAUUCCGAGUUAAAGUCGCAACUGCACGACCUCUGCAACAUUCCGCCGAGCCAGCUCCUAUUGGCGGAGGUCUCGCACUCGCAAAUUCAGGACGUACUGGCCGACGACGCCAAGAUUAACAUCUCGACCGCGACCGAGCUCUACGCUUACGAGUUGCCGAGCGGCGAGCUUCCCGUCGCCUUUAACAGACUUUGCGCUGGAGAUGACGAUGACAACGUGCAGAGCAUGCUGGCCCGAAGUCCAGAGGUAAGAAGCGGUUCGGCCCUUUGCAUGCCCAACAUUCUUUGCUUUAAGACAAGUAACAAUGACUCUAAUGUCCCCGAGUUUCACGUGAAAAGGCCCUCGCUACCGAUAGCGACGACAGUUCAGAGUAAAGUUCCGACGUACCUCAUCGCGCUGCAUCGCAAGUGCGUGCGACAGGAGACCUACUUCCUGUCGCAGCACAAGUCGAAGCCGAUACUCUUCGGCAUUCCGCUGCUGUUGGGCUGCGGCAGUUUGAGUACGUGUCAAAGCUUGUACGAGGCGGUUUGGGGUCAGGUGACCCGUCUGCUCAGCCCGCUGCCGCAGAGCGAUCAGACUAACCACGCCACCGAUUGUGAUGAUUCGCUCGGAUACGAGUUUCCCUUCACGCUGAAGGCAGUAAUGCAGGGCGGCCAACUGUGCGCGCUGUGUCACUGGUCCCAGUUUUGUCGCGGUUGCACUCUGCCGUGCAGCGAAGACUUACUGUUUAAAGUCUGCCAACCGGGACCGAUUCCGAUGUGGAUUGCGAUCGACUGGGACCCCACCGCUUUACAUUUGCGCUACCAAAGUAGCCGAGAGAAAAUCUUCUUGGAACAUGAGACGAUUUCCACCUGUCGGAAGCAGCACACCGAACCGAUCGAUCUCGACUACUGCCUUAAAGCGUUCACUUCGGAGGAACGGCUCGAAGCGAAAUACCACUGUUCCAAGUGCCAAGACAAGCAACCCGCCACGAAAAAGCUUCAAAUAUGGCGGUUACCCCCAAUUCUGAUCGUUCAUUUAAAGCGUUUCGACUAUGUUAAUAACAAGUGGGUGAAAACGCAAAAAGUGGUGAAUUUCCCGUUUAAGGACUUCGACCCGACGGGGUACCUAGCGUCGGUUCCACAGGAGACGAUCUUGCGACACAAGCAGCUAGAACAAAAGGCGGAGACAUCCGGCGUGAUCGAGGAAAACGACGAGCACCUACACGGCGGCGGCGAGGACUCGAGCAUGUGCAACGAACGCAGUCGACUCGUUGCGCACGAAUCCGGCGCGAAGUCGAGCAAGGACAAGGCGCGCGAACGGUUGGUUUCGACGAGCCUGCAACGUUCGCCCGUAGUCGACGAGGAUCUGCACGAUUUUCACGAGCACAAGCUGCUGGACGGACAGAACCGUUUCGAUUUGAAGUACCAGCUUUAUGCCGUUGUGAGCCACUCAGGAUUGCUAAACGGCGGCCAUUACAUUUCCUACGCCUGCAAUCCGAACGGUCACUGGUACUGUUACAACGACAGCUCGUGCCGGGAAGUGCCUACGGACAGUUCGACCGAACCACCUCCUCCGGUGGAGACAAACAACAACAAUAACGAGUACAAAUACUGUAGUAAAAGUGCGAACGUAACGCCGCUGAUAACGCGGAAGACGUUUAACGUAAGUGAAAGUGACAAUAUCAGUUUGAGCGGGAGUGAGGUGGAGAUGCAGGUCGACGAGACGGAACCGCCGACGGUUAAGUGCGCCUACAGCAAGACGAGGGCGCCGAAAAUAGAGACCAGUAAUGCGUACAUCCUGUUCUACGAGCGUUCCGGCCUCGACUACAAACCGUACCUGCCCGAGAUCGCCGGUAACGGCGAGAGUUUGCCCGAAGUCGAGCUGGAGGAGAGCGAAUCGGAGCUCAGGAAACAGUUGUGUUUAAUACAGUAAACAUUGCCAUUAUUAUUAUUAUUUUAGUUUUAGUAUUAAGUUUGGUGAUAUCUACAAUAUUAUUGUUUCAGAUCUUUAUUAAUUAUUUAUUGUUGUGUUUUUGCGCCGAGAGAUGCAUUUAAGACGAGUUUACGGAGAAGGACUUUGGGUUUAGGUGUAUACGAAGACCUCAUUUUGUAUGUUUCUAUUGCAAUAAUUUAAUCGGAGACAGAGAAAGAGAGAGUGUUUAGUUGUAGGUCUAAUUUUUAAUAUGGAAACCAAAGAUGGGGGGCAGUUAAAUGCGUUAGAUUCUCUGAGAGUGUCAUUAGUUGUAAAAUGUCUUGCUUUGUUUGUAUGAUGUGGAGCGAGACGAAAGACUGCAUGUAAUUCCAUAAUUUGUUAAAUCAUAUUCUGCUGCUACUGCUGUCGUGGUGCCAUUUCAAUCAUUAAACGCUUGUCUAUAA